GGCGCAAUGUUGUCUUCGGUGGCUACGCUCCCGGCUCCUGGCCGAGACCUGGGGAUGGAGCCUUUCGGCGCCGCGGGACCCUUGCAGCUGCGCUUUUCGCCCUACGCCUUCAACGGAGGCACUGUGCUGGCAAUUGCUGGAGAAGACUUCUCAAUUGUUGCUUCUGACACUCGACUGAGUGAAGGUUUCUCCAUUCACACCCGGGACAGCCCCAAAUGCUACAAACUGACGGACAGGACCGUCAUCGGCUGCAGCGGUUUCCAUGGCGACUGUCUCACGCUCACUAAGAUCAUUGAAGCAAGGCUAAAGAUGUACAAGCACUCCAACAACAAGGCCAUGACGACUGGGGCCAUAGCCGCCAUGCUGUCCACCAUCCUGUACUCCCGGCGCUUCUUCCCCUACUACGUCUACAACAUCAUCGGCGGGCUCGACGAGGAAGGGAAGGGGGCCGUGUACAGCUUUGACCCAGUCGGAUCCUACCAGAGAGACUCCUUCAAGGCUGGAGGCUCGGCCAGUGCGAUGCUGCAGCCGCUGCUCGACAACCAGGUCGGAUUCAAGAACAUGCAGAACGUGGAGCAGGUCCCGCUGACCCUGGACAGGGCCCUGCGCCUGGUGAGGGACGUCUUCAUCUCUGCUGCUGAGCGGGAUGUGUACACGGGGGACGCACUGCACAUCUGCAUUGUCACCCAGGAGGGCAUCCGCGAGGAGACCAUGCCCCUGCGGAGGGACUGA
This is a messenger RNA of Orycteropus afer afer, 732 nucleotides long. RefSeq names its product proteasome 20S subunit beta 1 (gene PSMB1). Gene Ontology annotation, cellular component: proteasome core complex. Lineage: Eukaryota; Metazoa; Chordata; Mammalia; Tubulidentata; Orycteropodidae. The record is from RefSeq and is a predicted model, not a curated record.